This is a messenger RNA of Episyrphus balteatus (marmalade hoverfly), 409 nucleotides long. Its product is annotated as flexible cuticle protein 12-like. Gene Ontology annotation, molecular function: structural constituent of chitin-based larval cuticle. The coding region runs from base 25 to 345 and encodes 106 amino acids. Gene Ontology annotation, cellular component: chitin-based extracellular matrix. The transcript is spliced from 2 exons. The record is from RefSeq and is a predicted model, not a curated record. Lineage: Eukaryota; Metazoa; Arthropoda; Insecta; Diptera; Syrphidae.
GACAACUAAAUUCUCAAUCCCAAGAUGAAAUUCGUUAUUAUUUUCUCUGCCUUUUUCGCCGUAGCCAUGUGCGCUUCAGUGCCUUUGGAUAACGCUCAAAUCGUCCGUUAUGACAACGACAACAUUGGAGUUGAAGGAUACCAUUGGGCUCUUGAGACCAGCGAUGGCAAGACUUUCAGCGAAGAUGGAUCUUUGGAGAAUGUUGGCAAGGAAGAUGAAUCCCUUGUUGUCCGUGGACAAUACAGCUACGUCGGACCCGAUGGUGUCACUUACACCGUCAACUACAUCGCCGAUAAGAACGGUUUCCAACCACAAGGUGCUCAUUUACCAGUUGGCCCAAAGUAAAUUGAUCUUGCCAUCACAACAAGAACAUAGUGCGCGGCCGUUGAAGUUUAUUGAUUGAUCAUUU